CUAGGGUUUCAUUUCAUCUGAAUUUCCACUGCAAAAAAAAAAAAUGAUAUCUCUUAGAUUAUGGUAUCUUCUCCACAUACUUACGUGCUUUCUUCUUUUGAUUCAAACAUAUUGUGAAGAUGGAAGAAAGAUCAUUCCAACGGCGUUGAAUCCAAGGAGUCCGUUCACAUCACUAUGCUUCAAAAUAUCCUCGGCAGCAAAUUUGCAGCAGAUGCUUUGCUACACAGCUACAAGAAGAGUUUUAAUGGUUUUGUUGCAAAGCUAACAGAAGAGGAAGCAAUGAAAAUGAGAGGACUGGAUGGUGUUGUUUCUGUUUUCCAAAACAAAAAGAAUGAGAUGCAUACGACAAGAUCCUGGGAUUUCAUAGGCUUAUCUCAAUCUGUGGAAAGAACAACUACAGAGAGUGACAUAAUUGUUGGAGUAAUAGAUACUGGAAUUUGGCCAGAAUCUGAUAGUUUUAAUGAUCAAGGAUUUGGUCCACCUCCACAAAAAUGGAAGGGCACUUGCCAUAACUGCACUUGCAAUAAGUACAUAACAUUUCUUACACUCAUACAUUUAUAG
Messenger RNA from Vigna unguiculata (cowpea), 561 nucleotides. The record is from RefSeq and is a predicted model, not a curated record. Lineage: Eukaryota; Viridiplantae; Streptophyta; Magnoliopsida; Fabales; Fabaceae.